Notolabrus celidotus (New Zealand spotty) is the source of this 1107-nucleotide messenger RNA. RefSeq names its product prodynorphin (gene pdyn). Gene Ontology annotation, biological process: chemical synaptic transmission; neuropeptide signaling pathway; sensory perception. The coding region runs from base 232 to 915 and encodes 227 amino acids. The transcript has 4 exons. Lineage: Eukaryota; Metazoa; Chordata; Actinopteri; Labriformes; Labridae. Gene Ontology annotation, cellular component: axon terminus; plasma membrane; dendrite. The record is from RefSeq and is a predicted model, not a curated record. Gene Ontology annotation, molecular function: opioid receptor binding.
UGUGUGUGUGUGAAGGCCCUCUUGCUGUGUGCUCCUGUAACUCAACAUUACAAGUUCAUUGUGAGCCGCUCAGUGACACGGCACAGUCUGUGACGAUAAAAAGAGGGACGAGCAGGAGGAACACAAGUGUUUAAGGUCGGACAGCGGUUGAACAUUAGAUGGUGGAUGCGCCUCUGAGAUACUUAACACGGCUGGAACUAUCUAUCCAACUCCUGAGGGAUCUGGUGAAGAAUGGAGUGGUAUUUCCUGGUGCUGAUGCUGAGCUUGCCGCCCUCCAUCCACGCAGAUUGCUCUUCCCAGUGUCAGAAAUGCGCGCAGGAGAUCCUCAGCUCCGACGCCGCCUUCAGCAGCCUGUCGUGCAGCGCGGAGUGUGAGGGGCAGCUGGAGAGCUGCAGCCGGGAUCCGGCGCUGGCGGACUUUAGCCAGGACGAGGCUGCGACGGAGGAGGAGAGCCAGCAGGCGGACUUGGUCAAACGCUACGGAGGCUUCAUCAAGAGGAUCGACAAGAACAAGAACAAAAUCUUCACCAAUCCGUGGCGCGAAAACUACAUCACGAAAGUAGGGGGUCUGCCCAAAAAGUACGAGGACUUGUUGAAGAGGCUGGAAGAGAGAGAGGCGCUGGAGGACGCGGAUGACGCUCCGGAGGAUCAGAUGCUUCACAAUUACGUGAAACGUUACGGCGGCUUUUUACGCAAAUUCGGCCAAAAGUCAAAGAGGAGUAGCUCCGCGGAGCAGGAGAGCCAGGAGCCCGAGGAGCUGCAGAAGCGCUACGGAGGCUUCAUGCGGAGAGUCCGGCCAAAGUUGAACAACCUGAAGUGGGACAAGAGGUACGGAGGCUUUCUGCGCCGACACUUCAAAAUCUCAGUGCGCUCAGCGGAGGAGCCGUAUUACUCCUACGAUGACAUGAGCCUAUAGACGAACCUGCAGGACGAGAAAAACUCAACAUGAACUGAUGCAGGUUCACUUCCAAUGCCAACAUUUAUCCAAAAAGUCUCAUAUGCCUGCCUCCUGCUUCUAUCGGCUGCCUUCUGUGUAAAAAAAACUCCAUCUCUGUGUUUCUGACACCCCGUCUGUCACUCAAUAAAGGAUGCUUGUUUAAUAAAACCA